Messenger RNA from Cottoperca gobio, 2299 nucleotides. RefSeq names its product complement C5. Bases 1 to 2265 code for a protein of 754 amino acids. NCBI's taxonomy places the organism in Eukaryota, Metazoa, Chordata, Actinopteri, Perciformes, Bovichtidae. The transcript is spliced from 17 exons. Gene Ontology annotation, cellular component: extracellular region. Gene Ontology annotation, molecular function: endopeptidase inhibitor activity. The record is from RefSeq and is a predicted model, not a curated record.
AUGAUAGAACACGAACUGCAGGGGUUGGGGAUUUGGUCCAUUGAAGCUUCUUACUCUGAUGAUUUCACCACAACAGCGAGAGCAGACUUUGAAGUUAAAGAAUACGUUCUUCCCAGUUUCUACAUCCUUGUGGAACCAGAAGCUAACUAUGUUAGCUACGGAAACUUCAACCGUUUCAACUUCAAGGUUUUAGCCAGGUAUGUCCACGGUGCUCCGGUGGCUGAGGGGGAAGUCUUUCUGCGUUACGGCUACGUUAGCGGGACCAAUCCUCCGGUUAUCAUCCCGAGCUCCAUCACCAGAGAGAGAUUGUCCUCAGCGGGUGAAUUGGACGUGACUGUGAACAUGGAGAUGGUCCUGUCCAAACACGACGGACCCAAAGACCUCAACAGUCUGGUGGGAACAUACCUGUACAUCGCUGUGCUGCUGCAGGAGGACACAGGUGGCAUCACUCAGGAGGCGGAGUUUGCUGCAGUGAAGUUCGUCAAAUCACCGUACAGGCUGAGCCUGUUGUCCACGCCCCCCUUCAUCAAACCUGGUCUUCCUUAUACCAUCCAGGUGCUGGUUAAAGAUCACUGUGACAAACCGGUGAACCGGGUUCAGGUCCGUCUGGUGGAGCGACGGUUGUUCAGAACUGGGACGGAGAGCGAGGUCCUCCCCUGUCCCGACUCCGUCGACAGCCAAUCAGACGGCCUCGCUGUCUUCAUCUGCAACACGCCGAGGGAGGGAGUCCGAGCGGUGCUGAAGUUUGAGACGGCCGACCCCGCCCUCCCAGCAGCCAGUCAGGCCGUUCUGACUCUGGAGCCGUCGGCCUAUCACUCCCCGAACCAGCGCUACCUGUACAUCGACACCCCGCUGCCCGGCCACAGCCUGCAGGUGGGACUCUUCUCCAACAUCAAGGUGUACUCGGCCGCGCCCUCCUACGUGCCCAUCAGAGCGCUCAGCUACAUGGUGCUCUCCAAAGGGAAAGUGGUGGAUUUCGGCAGUCAGAAGUUCGUCUCCAGCGGCGAUCACAGUCAGACUCUGACCUUCAAGGUUACGACCUCCAUGGCGCCAUCCAUUAGACUGCUGGUGUACUACAUCCUGUUCGGAGAGGCGAUGUCGGAGCUGGUGGCCGACUCCAUCUGGCUCGAUGUCAGAGCCAAAUGUGUCAACGGACUGCAGACUGACCUGUCAUUUCGUAGUCGGGUCUACAAACCGAAGGAAAACCUCCGGCUGGACAUCCGGACCAAUCAGGACGGUCUGGUGGCGCUGUCAGCGGUCGACUCCGCCGUCUUCACGCUGAGACCAAACUACAGGGAUCCCGUUUCCACGGUUCUGCGUCACCUCGAGCAAAGCGACCAGGGCUGCGGUCGAGGCGGCGGCAGAGACAGCGCAGACGUCUUCCGAUUGGCUGGCCUCACCUUCAUCACCAACGCCAACGCCCAACCGUCAACCAGCAGUGCGGCGUGCACAGCAGCUGUGCGUCCAAAGCGAACUGUGACUCCAGAGGAGCAGACAAAGAAAGCGGAGAGUUACGGUCCGCUGAAGAGUUGCUGUGAACUGGGCAUGAGGUACAUCCCAAAGAGUGUGAGCUGCCAUCAGUUCUCCCUGCAGUUGUUCAAAAAGCCCUCGUACUGCAGACAAGUCUUCAGAGUCUGCUGUGAGUUCAUCCAGCAGAACCUGGACGGGAACCUCGUGCUGGGACGCAGCGCGUUGGGUGUGGACUUCGACGUGGCUCCUUCUCUGGUGCGGAGCUACUUUCCGGAGAGCUGGAUGUGGGAAGUGCAGCCCGUCAGAUCGGGCCAGAUGUCGGCCAUCAGGCCUCUGCCAGACUCUCUCACCACCUGGAACAUCAGGGCCGUCGGCAUGUUCAGCAGCGGUGUGUGUGUAGCGGAGCCGGUGCAGGUGUCGGUGGGUCUGCAGCUCAGCAUAGACGUCCCGCUGCCGUACGAGGUGGUGAGAGGAGAGCAGCUGGAGCUGAGGGGCUCCGUGUACAACCAGCAGCCCGACAGGAUCUCGUACUGUGUGACGCUGACGGCCGGCCCGGCGCUCUGCCUGCAGCAGUCCCAGCCGGCCGCCGGGGGGUCGGGGCUGCACUCCACCGCCUGCAACUGGAGCCCCCUGUCUGCAGGCGGGGUGGGGAUAGUGAGCUUCACCCUGCUGGGCCUGCAGCCUGGAGAACACACGCUGACCUUCACCCUGAAGACACGCCAAGGAGGCCGAGACAUAGUGGAGAAGAAGCUGCGAGUGGUGGUACGAACACGGAGGACGGAGUCUAAACUGUAGAUGCAAACACAAAGUGUUCAGAUAUCACAACAUC